Messenger RNA from Oryza brachyantha (malo sina), 2115 nucleotides. Its product is annotated as WRKY transcription factor 42-like. The transcript has 6 exons. The record is from RefSeq and is a predicted model, not a curated record. Lineage: Eukaryota; Viridiplantae; Streptophyta; Magnoliopsida; Poales; Poaceae. Bases 102 to 1877 code for a protein of 591 amino acids. Gene Ontology annotation, molecular function: DNA-binding transcription factor activity; sequence-specific DNA binding. Gene Ontology annotation, biological process: regulation of DNA-templated transcription.
CCCUCCGUUCCUCUUCGUCGUCCGGUCGCUGAUCCGCACGUACGUCGCCGGCGCGCGGUUGGGGUAGAUGUUAUGUGACCGAGUCCGGGAGGAGAAUUUCAAUGGAGUCGGUCUACUUGGGCGUGAAGAGGAAGAACGUCGUCGUGGGCGGCGGCGUCGACGGCCGCCGGGAGCUGCCGCCGUUGGUGCCUCCGUCGGCGGUGGCGGCGGCGGGGCUGGGGUAUGGCGGGAUGACGAAGGAGGGGGCGUAUCAAGAGCGGAGGGCGGUGGUGGCCGGCGAGAUGGACUUCUUCAAGACGGCCGAGAAGCGAGGGGAGAGGAAAGAGCCGCCGCCGCUGGCGCCGGCGGCAGGACACGCCGGGGCUUCGCCGGACGAUCUCAACCUCAACCAGGACGACCUCACAAUCAAUAUGGGAUUGCAUAUUGGGCGGAGGAGGAACAGCGGCAGCGAGGAAUCCACCGUCGACGACGGCGCAUACUCCGACGAGGAUUACCGGGAAGCCAAAGCUACGCUUGCAAUUACCAAAUCUGAGCUUGGACGAGUCAGCGACGAGAAUAAGCAGCUCAAGAACAUGCUGAACAACAUGAAUACAAAGUACAACUCCCUCAAAAUGCAGUUCGCAUUAAUGCAACAAAGGAUUAACCAAAAAUCCAGCCUCGUCCCUCCAAUCCACCACGAGCAGCUUGUUGAUCCGGAGAAGGAGCAAGAGGGGAGCCAACAGCAGCAGCAGCAAAUACCAAGGCAGUUCAUCAGCCUCGGCUCCGCGGUGCUACAAGGCGACGUCGAGGCGCCCCACUCGGUCGGCGCCGGCAACCCCGACGCGGCGGUGCCGCCGGCGAUGAUGCCGUUGCCGCAUUUCGACCACCACCACCACCACCCCAUCCACGGGAGGGAGAGGGGUGGCAGCCCGGUGGAGGCCGACCACCACCACCGUCACCAUCAGCAGGAGCAGCAGCCGCAGCAGUUGCCGCCGCAGAGCUGGCUUCCCGCCGACAGGGCGCCCAAAUUCCUCCCCGGCAAGGGCCCUGAGCCCGUCGCGGAGGCCGCCACCAUGCGCAAGGCACGCGUCUCCGUCCGAGCUCGCUCCGAGGCUCCCAUGAUCAGCGAUGGAUGCCAGUGGAGGAAGUACGGACAGAAGAUGGCCAAGGGGAACCCUUGCCCCCGCGCGUAUUACCGGUGCACCAUGGCCGCCGGCUGCCCGGUGCGCAAGCAGGUUCAGAGAUGCGCCGAGGACAGGACGGUGCUGAUUACGACGUACGAGGGGCACCACAACCACCCGCUGCCGCCGGCGGCGAUGGCGAUGGCGUCGACCACGGCGGCGGCGGCGUCCAUGCUGCUGUCCGGCACCAUGCCGAGCGCGGACGGCAGCCUCAUGGCGGGGUCCAACUUCCUGGCGCGCGCCGUGCUGCCGUGCUCGUCGACCGUCGCGACCAUCUCGGCGUCGGCGCCGUUCCCGACCGUCACGCUCGACCUCACGCAGCAGGCCUCGCCGUCGUCGUCCACGCAGCCGCCGCGCCCGGAGCCCGCGCAGCUCCAGGCGGCGCUCGCGGAGGCCGCGCGGCCGGUGGCGCUGCCCCAGCUGUUCGGGCAGAAGCUCUACGACCAGUCCAAGCUCUCCGCCGUGCAGGCGGUGGCCGGAACCAAGGGGUCCGACGGCGGUGCGCUUGCCGACACCGUGAACGCCGCGACGGCCGCGAUCGCGUCGGACCCCAACUUCACCGCGGUGCUCGCCGCGGCGCUAACGUCGUACAUAGGCAGUAGCAGCGGCAGCGGCGGUGGCGGCGCCGGCGGGAGCAGCGGCACGGUGCAGCUGCCGUCGAGCGGCGGCGGCGAUAGCUGUAGUAGAGACGACAAGGUAGGAGAGCAAAACAGCUAAACUUUUUUGGCUAGCUGCAGUUUUUGUUUGCUUGCUUCAAGUUUCGUUUGGUUUGCUCGUAGUUUAGUUUGAUCAAUUUUGUUUUGAGUUUUAGAUUAGUUUGAUCAAUUUUGUUUUGAGUUUUAGAUUAGUUUGAUUCGGUUUUGAAUUGUGCAGCCACACCAAGGCUGGGCUGAGAAAUUUUGGUCUGUUCAAUUGUUUUUUGGUGAAUUUUAAUUAUGGAAUCAAUUUGGAGUAA